Messenger RNA from Erigeron canadensis, 762 nucleotides. Its product is annotated as immune-associated nucleotide-binding protein 9-like. NCBI's taxonomy places the organism in Eukaryota, Viridiplantae, Streptophyta, Magnoliopsida, Asterales, Asteraceae. Gene Ontology annotation, molecular function: GTP binding. The record is from RefSeq and is a predicted model, not a curated record. The transcript has 5 exons. The coding region runs from base 1 to 762 and encodes 253 amino acids.
AUGGAUGCUAAUAUUGAGAUGUUCAGAAACGAUACUGAAGGCGAUGAUAAUACUAGCUCCAAGGAUUUAGAGGAUAUGAAGAAGAGACUGAAGGAGAUAGAAGAAGAAGCAGGAGCACUUAGAGAAAUGCAGGCUAAAGUCAAAAAAGAGAUGGGCUCUGUUCAAGGUGCUCUCUUUUUUCUUGUUCAAGGCUUGUUUGAUACUUCUGUUGACUCUGAAUUUGUUGGAAAGGAGAUCGUAAGUUGCAUAAAUUUGGCCACGGAUGGUAUUGAUGUAGUUCUACUAGUCUUCUCAGUUAGCAGCCGCUUUUCAAAAGAAGAAGAAGCUGCAAUAAGUAGCUUGUUGGCAUUGUUUGGAACAAACAUUUUAGACUACAUUAUACUAGUUUUCGCUGGGGGUGAUUUACUUGAUCGAGAUAACAAAACUUUGGAAGGUUACUUGUAUGAUUGUCCUCAAUCAUUAAAGGAACUUCUUUGCCUAUGUGGAAUUCGUUGUAUCCUUUUCGAUAACAGGACUAAUGAUCAGAGUAAAAGAGCUAAUCAAGUAGAUAGACUUGUUUCUCUUGUAAACAUGGUUUCGAAAGAGAAGAAUGGACAAUCAUAUACCAAUGAGAUUUUCAUUGAGCUAAAGGUUGAGUUGAAGAUCAAGGAGACAACCUUAAGGUUUAAGCAACUACUUGAGGAAGAACGGGCUGCACGGAUAAAAGCUGAAGAGAGUGUCAUUCUUGUGCAGUUUGUUUCACAUCUAAAUAACGUUAUUUAG